Trypanosoma brucei brucei TREU927 is the source of this 486-nucleotide messenger RNA. RefSeq lists its product as hypothetical. The record is from RefSeq and is a predicted model, not a curated record. The coding region runs from base 1 to 486 and encodes 161 amino acids. Lineage: Eukaryota; Euglenozoa; Kinetoplastea; Trypanosomatida; Trypanosomatidae. The transcript has a single exon.
AUGUCACUAGGGGUCGAGAGGCGAGGAGGGAGUCGUUCGGUCGAUCGAAGGCAAAGCGAUGCCACCAGUGGCGUUGUCGCGCAGAAGCGUGGCGUAUAUACGUACAUAUAUAUUUGCGUCUCGACAGUGGAAUGUCGGACGACUGUGGUGUCCUGUACGUCCGCCUUUACCACUGACUGUUAUUGUUGUGGGUGCCGGUUGAGUCUUGAGCGUGGCGCGUUUCUCUGUUUUGGUGCAGCUCUUUCUGUGCAUGGUGUCCCUUUAUUGCCACCCCCACCCACUGUUUACAUUUGUGUCGUAACGAGAGGUGGUCUGUUAAGGGGGACGGGAAGAUCUUGUUUUUCUUUCCCUUCCCUCUUUGUUGCCAAUCUUCCUUCCUAUCGCUGCCCUAUUUUACUUUACCUGCGGCCGCAUGCCGCCAUUAAUUAUGAAUUAUUUUCACUUCCCCCUUCCUUUUGCUGCUUCCAGCUCCCGUGUGCCGUCUGA